UUUGACAUGCACCCUGUGUUAUCCGCACUGCGCAUGCGCAGGAAAAAGCCACAGUUUAUUCGAAUGGCGGUGUUUUAGUUUUUCAAACUGAGCUGAUGGAGUGAUGGACCAGGAAGAGGAAGAGGACAGUGAGUGGACCACUCUGGACACUGGAUUCCCAGUUGGAAGUGUGAAGGACAAGCCCAGAGUCAUCCUGCACUUUGAUAUGGACUGUUUCUACGCUCAGGUGGAGAUGAUACGUAAUCCAGGCCUGCGCUCCAAACCUGUGGGAGUGCAGCAGAAGUACCUCAUGGUCACCUGUAACUACAUAGCGAGGGAGCAGGGUGUGUCCAAGAUGAUGUCUGUAAAGGAGGCUCUGGAGAAGUGUCCUGAUCUGGUGCUGGUCAGUGGAGAAGAUCUCAACUUCUACAGAGAGACCUCCUACAAGGUCACAGAGCUGCUGAUGUCCUACUGCCCUCUAGUGGAGAGGUUGGGCUUAGACGAGAACUUUGUGGAUGUGACGGAGCUGGUGGAGAGCAGAAGGAGGAACACGGACAUCUCUGAGCUCUCAUUUGUCGGUCACAUCUACAAACAUGAUGUCUCCAGCGUUGCCAUACAGGACCAUGUGAGUCUGGCUCUGGGCUCAGUGAUAGCGUGUGAGCUGCGGGAAGUGCUUUUCUCCAGACUGAGCCUGACCUCCUGUGCUGGUGUGGCUAACAACAAGCUCUUAGCUAAGCUGGUGUCUGGGACGUUCAAACCCAACCAGCAGACCACACUGCUGCCUCAGAGCGUCUCCCAGCUGAUGAGCAGCCUGAACGGAGCGAGCGGAGUGCCGGGAAUCGGUUACAGGACAGCUGAGAGACUGAAGGCUCUAAGUGUGUUCAGUGUCAGAGAUCUGCAGCUUUUCCCUCUCAGACAGUUGAUAUGUGAGUUUGGAGAAGCUAAUGCUAAACGCAUUCAGAGCCUUGCCUGCGGUAUUGACCUUUCACCUGUUACCCCUGCUGGUCCCCCACAGUCUCUGAGUGAUGAAGACUCUUUUAAGAAAAUCUCCACACUGAGUGAAGCAGAGAGUAAAAUCACAGAGCUGCUGCUCAGUCUGAGUGAGAGGAUGCAUAAGGACGGCAGGCUUCCUCAGACUCUGAAGCUGACUCUGAGGCGUAGCAGUGCACCGAGCCGCUGGUUCAACCGAGAAAGCAGACAGAGUCCCAUUCCAACACACACUGCACACAGGAUCAUUAAUGGCUGCUCGGAGGCGGUGCCUCAGCUGGUUUCCAUAGCGAUGAAGCUCUUACACAAACUGGUGGACGUCAGAGAGCCUUUUCACUUAACACUGCUGAAUGUGUGCUUUACCAACCUGCAGACCAAACCCUCCAACAGGAACACCAUCAGCUCUUUCUUCACCUCCACACACACCUCCACACACACCCCUACACACACCCUUACACACACCUCCACACACAGUCUGUGUGACGCUCCUUACAGCUUUACACAACCAGAGGCUCUGUGUGAAACAAUGACCCGCAAAAACAACAAAGAAACAUCAUCAUCAUCAUCACUGUUUUUUCAGCAGACAAUCAAAGCCACUUCCUCUGUGACUCCUGUACUGGAGUGCUCUGAUCCCAACAAGUCCACAGUGGAUUCCAUAAAAUCGGUCAUUGUUCCCGAGCUCCCCCCUGACGUGGACCCUGACGUGUUCAGAGCUCUCCCAUGGCAUAUCCAGAGCGAGCUCAUGUCCAGCUUCCAGGAGGAUUCCGUUGAGAGACAGGAGCAUCCUAUCAGUUCAGCUCUACCCACAGCACACACUGAUGACCUCAUCACCCAGCCGAGCAGUGGCACAGAGGAGCCGGGUGAUGUCAGUGCUGAAGAGCGUGUACCCGCUGAUCCUGAUGUUCCUGACGUUCCUCCUAACGUAGAUCCGUACGUGUUCUCCCAGCUUCCCCCAGACAUGCAGAGAGAACUGCGCACAGAGUGGAGACAGAGCAAACUCACGCUCAAAAUGUCACAGAAACACACAGCCAGACGCACAACCACCGCUCGAGAAAAGAGACCUGUGGUGAAGCGCUCUAACAGCGGCAGCCUUCUCCAGUACUUCAAACCCUCAUCAGAUAAACGCUUCUGAAUGUGUGAAUAUAUAUAUGUGUGUGUGUGUGUGGAGACUCAGCUGAGUUUGUGUAACUUUAAACAUAAAAGUUGUAUGUUUAUAAAUAUUUAGGAGGUUUUAUA
Tachysurus vachellii is the source of this 2202-nucleotide messenger RNA. It is a transcript of the gene poli, whose product is annotated as polymerase (DNA directed) iota. Bases 104 to 2098 code for a protein of 664 amino acids. Gene Ontology annotation, biological process: translesion synthesis. NCBI's taxonomy places the organism in Eukaryota, Metazoa, Chordata, Actinopteri, Siluriformes, Bagridae. Gene Ontology annotation, molecular function: DNA-directed DNA polymerase activity; damaged DNA binding. The transcript has 9 exons. The record is from RefSeq and is a predicted model, not a curated record.